AUGUAUACUUGUCCAGGGAUGCCUUGCAUUGUAAUUAGAGUGCGACUGAUUUUGGCUGGGGAGUGGGAUGCCCAGUCUGGGCUGCACGCGAGAUCCAGAAACUAUGUUUCAGAAUCUGAAGUGUGCAAACUGGAAUCGGUACCCUUGGAUUUUGGUGAUUACCACCCACUCAAACCCAUUACAGUUACUGAAUCCAAGACCAAGAAACUGAACCGGAAAGGAAGUACUUCUUCCACGUCUUCUUCUUCUUCUAGUUCUAUGAUGGAUCCAUUGAGCAGUGUAUUGGAUGGUACCGAUCCCUUGUCAUUAUUUGCAGCAGCUGCAGACCCUGUGACAACUACUGCUACCAUGGAUAGUACACGAAAGAAACGGGAUAAAGAUGACAGCUCAGCAGUAGGAAGUGACUUUGAACCGUGGUCAAGCAAACGUGGUGAAAUCCUUGCUAGAUACACAACAACAGAGAAGCUCUCUAUUAAUCUCUACAUGGGAUCUGAAAAAGGAAAAGCUACAACUACUGGCUCAGCAGUUUCUGAAAAAGUGAGGACAAGGUUGGAAGAAUUGGAUGAUCUGGAAGAGGGGUCACAGAAAGAGCUGUUGAAUUUGACUCAGCAGGAUUACAUGAACCGAAUUGAAGAACUGAACCAGUCUUUAAAGGAUGCUUGGUCCUCUGAUCAGAAAGUAAAAGCUCUGAAAAUAGUCAUCCAGUGUUCUAAGCUUCUUUCAGACACAACAGUAAUCCAGUUUUAUCCAAGUAAAUUUGUUUUAAUUACAGAUAUCCUUGAUACUUUUGGGAAACUAGUGUAUGAAAGAAUUUUGUCAAUGUGCGUGGACAGUCGUGUCUCUUUGCCAGAUAAUUUUUCUCCAGAGAGUGUUAAUGAUACGGCAAAAGAAACUUGCUUAAACUGGUUUUUCAAGAUUGCUUCCAUCAGAGAACUCAUUCCCAGAUUUUACGUGGAAGCAGCAAUACUGAAGUGCAAUAAGUUCUUAUCCAAAACCGGGAUUUCGGAAUGUCUCCCACGGUUAACAUCUAUGAUUAGAGGAAUUGGAGAUCCACUGGUUGCAGUCUAUGCAAGAGCGUACCUUUGCAGGGUUGGGAUGGAAGUGGCACCACAACUCAAAGAAAGCCUUAACAAAAAUUUCUUUGACUUUCUUCUAACCUUUAAACAAAUUCAUGGGGAUACGGUUCAGAAUCAGCUGGUAGUACAGUGUGUGGAGAUUCCUUUGUAUUUGACUCUAUAUUCUCCUGCUAUAGACUGGAUUUUGCAGUGUGUUGCAUACCGUGCUCCUGAAGUUCUGCUUACUGAGAUGAUGGAGAGAUGCAAAAAAUUGGGAAACAAUGCUUUGCUGUUGAAUUCUGUAAUGUCAGCAUUCAGAGCAGAGUUCAUUGCUGCAAGAUCUAUGGACUUCAUUGGCAUGAUUAAGGAGUGCGAUGAAUCUGGAUUCCCAAAGCAUCUUCUCUUUCGCUCUUUGGGAUUAAACUUGGCCUUGGCUGAUCCUCCUGAAAAUGAUCGCCUUCAAAUAUUAAAUGAAGCCUGGAAGGUUAUAACAAAGCUGAAGAACCCACAGGAUUAUAUCAACUGUGCUGAAGUGUGGGUGGAGUAUACAUGCAGACAUUUUACGAAGCGAGAGGUCAAUACCGUUUUGGCUGAUGUUAUCAAACACAUGACUCCUGAUCGAGCAUUUGAAGAUGCUUACCCACAGCUACAGUCAAUUAUUCAGAAAGUUAUUACCUACAUCUAUGACUUCUCUCUGCUUUUUUCAGUGGAGAAAUUCUUGCCAUUUCUGGACAUGUUCCAGAAGGAAAGUGUGAGAGUGGAGGUUUGCAAGUGCAUUAUGGAAUCUUUUAUUAAGUAACAGGAUUUUUCAUCACUUUUUCUAAAACGUUUUAUAGGCAUCACUACAAAGGAUCCUGUUAUACUCAAUGCUCUUCUGCAUAUCUGCAAGACGAUGCACGAUUCUGUGAA
Messenger RNA from Pterocles gutturalis (yellow-throated sandgrouse), 1964 nucleotides. It is a transcript of the gene VPS35L, whose product is annotated as chromosome unknown open reading frame, human C16orf62. The transcript has 22 exons. Lineage: Eukaryota; Metazoa; Chordata; Aves; Pterocliformes; Pteroclidae. The record is from RefSeq and is a predicted model, not a curated record. Gene Ontology annotation, biological process: endocytic recycling. Gene Ontology annotation, cellular component: endosome. The annotation marks the transcript as partial.